UGUCACUGCCGCACUCACAGGCAGCAACUAGAACACAAGACAGACCUGCCAGUCCAAUAAUAAACAAAUACAAACACACCCGCCUGGAGCAGUUUAAGACAUCAAAAGUGACAUCAUCCAAAUCCUGGCUGGGGACAGGCUCGGUACAACACUGCUUUCUCUCUGCUCCCGGCCUGAACGAGAUCCCAUGGAGCCCUGGGUGAUGGUCUCUGCCGAGCACGCCUCAGUCCUGCUCAGGCAGCUUGAGAGGAUGAGAACCGCUGAGGAGCUCACGGACGUGGUGCUGCUGGCCGAGGGGAUUCCCUUUCCUUGCCACAAGGUUGUGCUCUCCGCAUUCAGCCCUUACUUCCAGGCCAUGUUCACAUGUGGUCUGAAAGAGACCCGGGGAGGAGAGGUACCACUCAGAGACACUCCCGCUAACAGUCUGAGUCUGCUGCUGGGCUACAUGUACCGAGCUGAACUCCCCCUCUCCAAUGACAACAUCCAGGCAGUGGCUGCUGCUGCCUUCCUGCUCCAUGUGGACGGAGCCUUCAGGUGGAAAAAACGAGAGUUGUGUCAGAGCCGCAUGGAAACCAGUAUGGACCCCUCCAACUGUGUUGCUCUAUACCACUGGGCCAGAGACCUGGGGGCCACUGGUUUGGCUGACUGCGCCUUAAGAUACCUCUGCCAGCACUUUGCACAGGUUUGUGAAGAAGACGAAGUGCUGGACCUGGACGCCCAAAGCCUUGGGGAUCUCCUGCGUUCAGAUGACCUCAACAUAUCACAGGAGGAGAUGGUGCUGGAGCUAGUGCUGCGCUGGGUGGAGAGACGAAGAGGGGACUCUCAGAGCGAAGCUCAGGCUCUGGAGCUGCUUAGGCUUGUCCGUCUGGAGCUUGUGGACCCUGGAUUCCUCCGCAAAGCCAGGAGGAGAAACCCAGUAUUGCUUCGGGAUGCAGUGUGCUUUGGAAUGAUUGAUACUCUCAAGACCUCAGGUCUCUGUGAGACAUCAGUUCCACCUCGUCCGGCUCUUCGUUACGGCAUGGAGGCCACUGACCUGCUGCUCUGUUUGGGUGGUGUUGAUAAGGAUGGAGUACCCGCCCGACGCGGAGGACUUGCUGACCUCAGUUGGUGCUUUGCCCCCCAUGCUAGAAAAACUUGCUACAUCCCCUCUCCAUUGAGGGCCUCUGGAGGUACGGGACAGAUCACAGCAGGGGCAGUGACACGGGACAAUAACAUAGUGGUGGCUAUUGAAACAUUCGACCAACACAGGAGGAAGAUGUUGGAUAUCUACAGGUACGAUAGUUCCGAGGAGAGCAGCUGGGCGGAGCUGUGCUCAGUAGCACACAGGGACAUGUACGCCUUGGGGCUCAUCGGCGACGCACUUUACAUGAUAGGGGGUCAGAUGAAAAUGAACAAUCACUACAUCAUCACAGACAGCGUGGAGAGGUGGUCACUGAAGAGAGGAGGCAGCUGGCUCAGCUUCGCCCCUCUGCCUCUACCGUUGGCCUGCCACUGCGCCGUGAGCCUGAAGGACCGUCUGUAUGUGCUCGGGGGCUGGACACCACAGGAUCAGCCGGACGACGACCCUGACAAGCUGAGUAACCGCAUGUUUCAGUUUGACCCGAGCAAGGACAGGUGGACCGAGUGUUCGAGGAUGAAGUACUCCAGGUACCGCUGUGGCACUGCUGUCCUCAAUGGAGAAAUCUACGUAUUAGGUGGCAUAGGAUGCGAUGGAGCAGACCGCGGACAAUCACGCUGCUGUCUGAGCUCUGUGGAGAUCUAUAGCCCAGAUACAGACACUUGGAGGGCAGGACCAACCCUGCCCACUACUCUGCUCUCCCUCCGAACCAAUGCCACCAAUAUAGGAGUAGUGGAGGGAAAGCUAUACCUCUGUGGAUACUACAAGGGGGCAGGCCGUCAUGAGAUCAUCACCAAGGAGAUUUUGGAACUGGAUCCUGCGGACAAUGUGUGGACGGUGGUGGAAAGACGAGCAGCCAUGCACGACAGCUAUGACGUCUGUCUUGUGGCUAACCUCAAUCCUCGAAACCUCUUCACGCCCUAAUGCAUGACCUUCCUGAUUCUGAGGAGCAAUGUUUGGGGCUGGCACAUGUCAGAAAUAGACUUCUGCCUUCUAAAUCUCACACAGUGCUAUAGAAACUCAGCUUCACUCUGGGAUUGCACAUCGUUCAACGAGUAGAUUGAGAAACAGGAAAUCUGAGUUGAGUGUUUUUUUAACUUUAGUGUAAAUGUCCAAAAGUAUUUCCCUUCAAAAGCUAUGAAUCUAUUUUCAAGUGUAAAUAGGCUUAUUAUUGUUUAGUUUUGACAAUCAUGACAAUCGUACAUCAGUCAAGUCAAUGUUCCCACUACAAUCCACACAUAAUCCCACAAACUGAAGAGUUUACAUGGCUUUAAACAGUGGAUUUUUCUUACCUUUAAAUAGAACCAGACCAACCCUCUCUAGCUGUUUUCCUGUUAUGCUAAGCUAAGGAAACCAGCUCUAAAAAUGGUCUUGCCUGCUUUUACGUAACCUUAAGACCCCUGUAGGUUUUGCUACUUAGAAACAGAUGAUUUAGGGGAGGGGGAUUCAGUUGGUUGCAAUCUGCCACCUCACCAGUAGACGUCUCUUAAACAUACACACUGGCCCUUUAAACAAAUGCUGUAAUUGUUCUGGUCUUUUGGUCGGUCCUCCAGGUAUAGUGCCACUUUAAAAGAUAGUAGCCUUUACCUGGAAAGCUUUAAUAAAUGGUUACUAAUGUUUUCAUUAAUGAUAAUGGUUGUAUUAUGCUUAAAAUAUGAGUGAUAACUUGUUGAAGAGUAUUCAUUUGUAGGUGGAGAACCCUCCAAAUUAUCUUAUUUUGACCUUUAGCUUUGCAGCGCACUGAUGACUCAUGCUGUUUACUUUUUGAACCCAUGACCUCUGAAGGAACGAUGCAUUAGUGUGGCCAUUAGUUCAUGACUUACCAACAUUUUAAAAUUUCUUUAUAGAAAGCUAAAAAUCUCAUAUAUAAGUAAAAAAAAAUCUAUUGGGUCAUUGUUAGGAGUUUUAACUUAGCAUUAGGAUUGAUUAAGCGGUGUAGGACAUUAACGCCACAAGAAACGAUCACCCAAAUAGUUUGUAAAGGUUCUAAAGUUGUAUACACUUUCUAUCAAAUGUAUGUCAAAUGUAUUGCAUAAGUGUAACUUUAUUCGAUCAAAUCACUUUCAGGUUUUUUGAUUUAUUCACA
Molecule: messenger RNA, 3203 nt
Organism: Platichthys flesus (European flounder)
Lineage: Eukaryota; Metazoa; Chordata; Actinopteri; Pleuronectiformes; Pleuronectidae
Product: kelch repeat and BTB domain-containing protein 12-like
Exons: 10
Coding region: 188-2041 (617 amino acids)
Molecular function (GO): protein binding
Source: RefSeq, a predicted model, not a curated record